Messenger RNA from Exophiala xenobiotica, 1299 nucleotides. RefSeq lists its product as uncharacterized. Gene Ontology annotation, molecular function: magnesium ion binding. NCBI's taxonomy places the organism in Eukaryota, Fungi, Ascomycota, Eurotiomycetes, Chaetothyriales, Herpotrichiellaceae. The record is from RefSeq and is a predicted model, not a curated record. The transcript is spliced from 5 exons. Gene Ontology annotation, biological process: nucleotide metabolic process; inosine salvage; nicotinamide riboside biosynthetic process. The coding region runs from base 1 to 1299 and encodes 432 amino acids.
AUGGAGACCCACCGUAGAGAUCAGCUGAUCGAAUGGAUCAAAGGUCUAUUGGCCGUGCCCUUCGUUCUCAAUUCACAGCCAGCCGUUGAGUACGACGAGACCAACACGCAAAGUCUGGACACAAUGGCGAGGUCGGCCCGACAGAGAUACGCGGAGAUUUUUCGAGAUGUAGAGGAUUUGAUCCUGGAUCAGAUCAACCACCAAGGCACGCAGAACACAAGAUCCAAGCUUAGUAUGCUUGUGCCGACCAUCUCGACCUUCUUCACACCCCUUGCGCUAGAGGACGCCUUCAACUACCAGGAUUCGAUACGAGCGAUCUCAUCACGGCGUUUCGUUGCACCAUCAUUCAAUGAUAUACGAUUAAUCCUCAACACUGCUCAGAUAAUGGCCAUGUUGCAACCGAAACCGUACCGCUCACUCAAGGCGAAGCCAUCUCCCGGAUUGGAACUGCUGACGUUCGAUGGUGAUGUGACACUUUACGAGGACGGCGCAUCCCUUCACUCACCAGAAGCGAACCCGGUCAUCCAUCGCCUGCUACAUUUCCUCGCCCGAGAUGUCCGAAUCGGCAUUGUCACAGCGGCCGGGUACAUGCAACCGCAGCACUACUACAAUCGUCUGUCCGGCCUGCUUGUGGCAAUCAAUGAAUCUGCGGACUUAACAUCCACACAGAAGUCCAAUCUGAUCAUCAUGGGGGGAGAAUCGAACUUCCUCCUGGCGUUUGACGAAAAGGCAGAACACUGCUUGCGAUACGUUCAUCGACGAGAAUGGGUCCUCGAUGCCAUGAAGAAUUGGUCCGAGCCUGAGAUACAAUCACUCCUGGAUGUGGCAGAGGCUGCGUUCCACUCGUGCAUCCGGACCCUCCACUUGCAGGCCAAAGUACUGCGGAAAGAACGAGCUGUCGGCAUCUAUGCUGCAGACCAAUCAAAGAAAUUGACUCGGGAGCAAUUGGAAGAGACUGUCUUGGUUGUACAGCAAGUGGUGGAGUCUACCAUGACCAGCUCCAGGCCUGACGAGCCGCCUGCACACACGAGUAUACCAUUUACUGUCUUCAAUGGCGGAGCAGAUGUCUUCUGCGACAUUGGCGACAAGUCGCUGGGAGUGCAAGCAUGUCAGGAAUGGUUCGGUGGGAUCUUGCCAUCUCGCACCCUUCAUGUGGGUGAUCAAUUCUUGAGUGGUGGUGGGAAUGAUUUCAAAGCGAGAAGUGCGUGUUGCUGUGCUUGGAUUGCUAGUCCGGCUGAGACGGUGUCAUUGUUGGAUGAGAUGAUAGCAUUGGGCGAUGACAGACCAGGAUCAACGUAG